AUGUCUACUGAAGAGCUACAGAGCGUGUUUGGCCAAGAAGACCAUCAAGUGGCCUUCAUCUUCAACCCCGAAGAAGACGAGCCACCGCGCCGCGAAAGGCCGCCAAAGAGGCGGAAAACAGCUCGCCGCUCUGCGGUAGCCGAAGACGACGAAGAGGAUGAAGACGGCGGCUUGCGCUCGUCGUCGUGGUUUGCCCCGUUGCUGGGCGAAAGCAUGGCUUGUGCGCGGCGGAGGGAGAGGCUGCUAGAGGAGAGUUGGGCCAUGGUUGAUGCGCGAAUACAGGAGAUUUUGAGGGACUCCAAUUCUGCGACGUUGGAUGGGGUGUCGCGGUUUGUUCGGGAUGCGAAGUCGGAGUGCGGCGACAAGAUUCCAUCUGCCUUCAUCAUCACGGGGCCCAACAUUGCCUCCCAGGACCUGCUCUUUGAACAGCUGUCUGAUUCCCUCCAGCGAGCGUCGACCAGCAAGUUCAUCCGGCUGCGGUCUUCAGAAGCGACCAACCUGAAGAACGCCCUGAAGAAGAUCAUCCAAGACGCCACCUCCAGGUCGCUGGUGGUCGACGGCGAGGAAGACUUGCAGCUUGCGCAGGCAUCGGGCCGACGCUACCUGCCGUACGAUCUUGAGGCGCUGCGUGUCUUUCUGGAGCACCAGCCGCAAGAAAACAUUUUUGUGGCGUUUCAGGACAGUGAAGGGUUUGAUAGUGGGUUGCUGUCUGAUAUGAUUACCCUGCUGAGUUCAUGGCGGCCACAGAUACCUUUUACUCUGCUCUUCGGCAUUGCUACAUCUAUCGACCUACUGGAGAGCCGUCUCCUCAAGUCAGCGUGCCGGUUGAUUCACGGCGCGCAAUUUGACUGUGUGCAGACGGAGACUAUCUUGGAGAGCGUCUUCAUGGGGGCAGUGGUAGCCAGCGAUAUUCCCCUGAGGCUAGGGCCGCACAUCCUUCGGGGCAUGCUUGACCGUCAACGAGACCAGAUGGCAGGUAUCCAGGCAUUUAUCAGCUCGUUGAAGUACGUUUACAUGUGCCACUUUUACGCCAACGCGCUCAGCGUCUUGAUGGCUCCUGAAACGGCAGAGGAGGAAGGAAUCCUUCAGGACGGGCACCUCGAAGCGCUGCGGCAUCUCCCCUCGUUCCGACACGAGGUGGAGACGGCCGUUGAGCGUGCAACGGCCGAUAGCCUCCGGCAUGCGCGCUCGCUGCUGGAGGACGACGAGUAUCUGCUCGCGCAAGCUCGGGCCAGUAACGAGCGUCGACAGGAUUGGAUGGACAACCACCUACGCUUACUCCUGGUCAGGGAGGCCGCCGGAGCGGUUCAGCCCCCAUUCUCGCGGGCGUACGUCGACUCACUCUCUACGGCUUAUCCCGAGUUUGGAAACGGCAGCUUGACGGAACACAUCCGACGGAUGGGCUCGGGUGCGCUCGCCAGCAUGCUGCGUCGGGUCAUCUCCAUCUUCAGGGAUGGAGAAACGAGCCUCCGCCUGAAGCCCGCGUCGAAGGAGCACGACACCGCAUUGCUGAGCUUCCUAGAGGAUACGCUCUCCCGCCUGGAGAAGCUGGAAGCGGACGCAGAGGGCGCGGGCAUGACACUCCACACAAAGUACAGCAGUCAGAGCAAGGUGAUGCGCACGACAGUCAUUGCGCAGCGCGUCCAGCUGAGCCGCGACUCGGCGGCCCUCCGCGACGAGGACAAGCAGUUGACGAGCCUGGUAGACGCCGUGUCAGAGCGGCUGACGGCUCACUUCGGGUCGAGACGCCCCGAGUGGGAGCUCUUCUCGGAGGCGUGGCUGUACGACAGCAGGUCGCCCCUGCGGGACGUCAUGGUGCCACGGCCGCGGGUGACGUUUAGGCGCAGCUUGGCGCGACCGUACGACUAUCUCUCCUGCGGCUGCUGCAGGGGCAGCAACGGCGACGAUGCUGGUGCUGGUGCUGGUGCUGGUGCUGGCGGUGUUGUGCAGGCGACGCUUCCGGCGGUUUCGAUCCUGUACCACUUGUAUCUCGAGGCGGGGAGCCUGAUCAACGUGGCUGACUUGUGGUCAGCGUUUUAUGCGCUAGACGAGCGGAGGGCGCUGGUGCAGUUCUAUCGCGGGCUGGCGGAGUUGAAGGCCAUGGGGUUCGUCAAGAGCAGCAAGAAGAAGGCGGACCACAUUGCAAAGGUGAGAUGGCUGUGA
Trichoderma reesei QM6a is the source of this 2163-nucleotide messenger RNA. RefSeq lists its product as uncharacterized. Gene Ontology annotation, cellular component: DNA replication preinitiation complex; nuclear origin of replication recognition complex; nuclear pre-replicative complex. The record is from RefSeq and is a predicted model, not a curated record. Gene Ontology annotation, molecular function: DNA replication origin binding. The coding region runs from base 1 to 2163 and encodes 720 amino acids. Lineage: Eukaryota; Fungi; Ascomycota; Sordariomycetes; Hypocreales; Hypocreaceae. Gene Ontology annotation, biological process: DNA replication; DNA replication initiation. The transcript has 7 exons.